This is a messenger RNA of Labrus bergylta (ballan wrasse), 5134 nucleotides long. NCBI's taxonomy places the organism in Eukaryota, Metazoa, Chordata, Actinopteri, Labriformes, Labridae. The record is from RefSeq and is a predicted model, not a curated record.
UGUUGGUUUAGAGAGAGUUGUAGGAAUGAUCCCUCGAUAGUCUUGUCACAAAGUUUGUUGUUGUGUGUGGACUUGCCGUGCAGCUGCCUUGUGCCACUGCUAGGGGUGAUUUGAGAUGUGGAAUAAUUCAGAAACCAGUGCUCUGUGCCUUACACAUUCCAAGUGAUGCCAGUUGAUCUGCAUCGACACGUUCGCCUGAUUGCUGCUGUCUCCAUUGACCAUUGGAGGGGGAUGAGGUUGGAGGGUUGCCUGCAGUUUGUCCUGCUCAUGGCCUUGACCUCCAGGGCUGCAGGUCUCAAUAUUCCUCUGGAAGUGGAGCAGCCUCCCACCAUCAUAACUAAAACAUCUGGCACUGUUAUUGCACUUCCUUAUGACCUUACCAUAACUUUGAAGUGUGAAGCAAAGGGAAACCCAACACCAGAAUACAGAUGGACAAAAGACGGCAAAGAUUUUAUCCCUCCCCUUAACAGGACAGGCCACACAGGUGGCACUUUUGUGCUUCAAAACAAGCUUCUCGACGAAUUCCAGGGUAAAUACCGAUGCUACGCUUCUAACAAGCAUGGAACAGCCAUGACGGAAGAGAUCAAGCUGAUAGUUGCGAGUGUCCCCAAGUUUCCAAAGGAGACAGUGUCUCCUAUUGUUGUUGAUGAGGGAGACCCAGUCAUCCUGCACUGUAACCCUCCUGAAGGCGCCACCGAACGUCAGAUCUACUGGAUGUCUCUUGGCCUCCAGCACAUUGAGCAGAAUGAGAGGGUUUCCAUGGGCAUUGAUGGAAACCUGUACUUCUCUAAUGCCUUACAGAAAGACAGUCGGCAGGACUACUGUUGCUUUGCUGCCUUCAACAAAAUACGCACCAUCGUCCAGAAACCCGCCCUGACUGUCAUGGUCAAGAGCUUGAAACCUGACAAUAAUUCUGCUCUCAGCAGCAAUACCACUCUGGCCCCCCCACUGAGGAUGCCUGGCCUGCUGCUGCCCCCUAGUGUUCAGUCAGAGAAGGUUCUGUUGAAGGGACAGACUCUGGAGCUAGAGUGUAUACCAGAGGGAUAUCCCACUCCCAAGAUUACAUGGAUGAAAUUGGGGGACGAAAUGCCUCGAAAGACAAAAUUCAACAACUUUGGAAAACAGUUGACCAUAUCUGCUGUAGAAGAGACAGAUGCAGGGAAAUACAUGUGUUCAGCCAAAAACUCUGCUGGAGAGGCUGUCCACUACUUUGAUGUAAUAGUUGAAGAGCCUCCUAAGUGGCUGACAGAGCCUCCACAGAGCCAGCUGACUGUUAUUGGGUCUGAUGUUCACAUCAAGUGCUCGGUCAGCGGAAAACCACCACCAGACAUAACAUGGAGGAGGAAUAGUGAAGUUUUCAAAGAUGACCCGUUGAGCAACAGACGAGUGCUUGAUGACACUAUAGUGCUCCAUAACGCCACACCGGAGGACAGUGCCGUCUACCAGUGUGAAGCCUCCAACAAUCAUGGCAAGAUUCUGGCCAACAUCAACAUCAUGGUCAAGAAUUUGGCUCCGCAGAUAUUGACAAGAAACAACCAUGAUUAUGCUGUAGUCCUAGGAGGUGACAUCACCAUGAACUGCAGUGUGUUCGGCUCUCCUUUACCCUCUGUCUCUUGGACCAGAGAUGGGACUCAAGAAACUCUUGUCGGUGAACGUUUUUAUGAAUUGCAAAAUGGGUCUUUGCAAAUAACCAACGCAGAAAAAGACGACAGGGGGAAUUAUGUGUGUGUUGCAGUUAACACGGAGGGCAAGUCAGCUGCCAUUGCUGUACUGGAUGUGAAAGACCCCACCAGAAUAAUGAAUCCACCUCAAGACAUGCAGAUCAUCAGUGGGACCACAGCGCAGUUGAUGUGCCAGGCAGAGUGUGAUCAAAGCCUGCGCGGCACCUUUGAGGUGAUAUGGAUGAAGGAUGAGGAGGAGAUCCCACUUUCCUUUGAGGGAAAUUCAAGGUUCAGACACGUUGUGGACGAUGGGAUGCUGCAGAUCAUGAAUGUUAACCUGAGUGAUCAGGGAUUAUAUACAUGCAUUGCUAGAACCAGCCUAGAUGAGGUCAAUGCAACUGGUCUGCUCACCGUACUGGACGUUCCAGAUGCUCCCAAAAAUGUUGAGAUAUCUGAACUUACGGAUCGGAGGAAUGUUAGUCUGUCUUGGGUGCCUGGCAAUGAUCACAACAGCUCUGUAGCAGAGUUUAUAGUCGAAUUUGAGGAGAGCCAAUGGGAGCCUGGCAGGUGGAAGGAGCUACAAAAAGUCCCUGGUAACCAGGCAACAGCUGAGCUGGCACUACAGGGGCACCUUAACUAUCAGUUCAGAGUGUAUGCUGUUAAUGCUGUUGGACCUGGACCCCCUAGUGAGCCCACUGAGAGAUACAAAACACCCCCUGCCGCUCCUGAUAGGAACCCACAAAAUAUCAAAAUUCACGGCCAUCUUCCUGAUCAAAUGGAAAUCAGCUGGGAGCCCCUGCUACCAAUCGAACACAAUGGCCCAGGCCUUGAGUACAAGGUGAGCUACAGGAGAACCGGGGUGGGAGAUGACUGGAGCUGGAAUCUGGAAAAAAGACAUUCGUUCAAUGUAAAGAACACGUCCACUUAUGUCCCAUACGAGAUUAAAAUUCAGAGCAGGAACAGCCACGGCUGGGGACCAGAACCUAAAGUUGUUACUGGUUACUCGGGAGAAGAUGUCCCUACUUCAGCCCCGCGGGAUGUAGCAGUGGAGGUGAUCAACACAACUGUUCUGAGAGUUAGCUGGACCCCAGUUCCACAAGCCACUGUGAGAGGUCAUCUCAGGGGCUACAAUGUUCACUGGGUGAGAAAACAGAGUCUGCUGAAUCCCAGUAAAAUUUUAGAUGAGCGCCACUCCCUCUCUUUUCCUGGAAAGAGGAAUCAUGCCAUUGUGCCACAACUUGAACCAUUCUCCGAGUACAGACUCACUGUAAAUGUUUACAACAAGAAGGGCAAUGGGCCCAACAGUGACCCGGUCACCUUCAACACCCCAGAAGGAGUUCCCAGGCAGGUGCCCAUCCUGACUGCUUCCAAUGCCCGGAAAGACUCCAUUCUGCUGGUUUGGGGUCCACCACUGGAAACAAAUGGCAUCCUGACUGGUUAUCUACUGCAGUACCACCUCCUUAAUGAGACCACACUGGAGGUGGUUGAUUCCCAGGAGAUAAACAUCUCUGGGGCUGACACCUCCCAGUGGCGUCUCCAGGGCUUAAAGGAUGGCAGCCUCUACCGCUUCCAACUCAGUGCGUGCACUCAAGCAGGUUGUGGACCUCCACUGGCCCAGGAGAGCAGCACCGUUGAACAAGCCCGUGAAGCUAUCUGGAGGAUUUCAGAGGCUGUAAACACUUCUCAGAGUUUCCACAUAAUUGAUGGGCUCAAACCCGGGAUGGAGUACACCGUGCGCCUCAUGGCCAACAGGCUGCUUGAUAACACUAGUAUUUUCGAAGAAGUUAUCCAGACAAGAGUCAAAGGUGUGGGAGGGCAGCAGAGCGAACUUUCGACCCAAGGCUGGUUUAUUGGGACCAUGUGUGCUGUGGCGCUCCUCACACUCAUCGCCCUAAUGGCCUGUUUUGUGCGGAGAAACAAAGGUGGCAAGUAUGCAGUGAAAGAGAAGGAGGACCUCCACCCUGACGAAGAGUCACAAGGAAUGAAUGAUGAUACCUUCUGUGAAUACAGUGACAGUGAGGAGAAGCCACUGAAGGGCAGCAGCUUGUGUUCUCUGAAUGGAGAUGACAUAGGGGACAGCGUCAGCCGAGACAGCCUGGUCGACUACGCAGACGGAGAAGGAGAAUUCGAUGAGGACGGUUCAUUUAUCGGAGAAUAUUCCGGACGCAAGCACAGAGGCUCUGUUAGCGAGCCUAGCGGACCCAAGCCAGUCACUGCAUAAAGCCAAGCUCCGGUUGAAAUGGUCUGCUUCAAAUCCUUUCAAGAUACUUUUCAAAUUCAGCUUCCCUGGCAUUAAGUACAGCUCCAAAAGCCAAAUAUGAGGGAAUAAAAAUGACUCAAAUGUGCAGGAGUUUUUACAGCAGACAGAACUUUGCCCAAGGACCGGAGAGGAAAAAGUACAUCCACCAUACACAAACGUGUGAAUACUGUGUGAGUCUGUGUACAUACUGUGAGAGAAUGAUCUUUAUCAUGUGUUUCAUAUCAAUAAUCAAGUAUUUUUUUGUACCUAUCAGUGACAAUAAUCAUCCAGAUACAUUGAUUUUAAUAAUUCAAAAAUAUUUUUCUACAAGAUAAAAUCUCUAAAAAUAAACUUGGAACAUAAAAUGUUUGCAGUUAAUCAGAAUAAAACUCAAGAGAAACUGACAGUAGAUAGCAAUUCAUAGCAUGUGUUCAUUCAUUUACCACACAAAGCAAAGCAGGGUUUUUAUUUUGUACAUUGACACUGAAAUCAGUAUCAUGAAAUUGAGCUGAUAUAUUUACAUGGAAUUCCAUUUUGUCCAUUUAUGUAAAUGCGUUUUCUUUAUUUUGUGAAAAAAGGAUAAUUGCUUUUUUUAAGCACAAUGUUGUUGUUUUUUCAUUUUGUCAAUAAUAUUUUCAAACGUUUUAUGUAUUAAUCAGGAUACACAUACGCAUAAAAUCAACAUGAGAAACAGAAAAAGUGACGUUUUAAUCCUGCUUUACAUCCACCCAUCAGCCUGAGCCUGGUUGGUAAAUGGAAGUAAAGCGGGAUUAUAUACAGUAUAAGUUAGUUGACAAGAAGGUUAACGUGCCAAUUGUUUUUUUGCAUUUAUCUCUGGGAUUUUAUCACAAAACAUUUAUUUAAAAGACUCAUCAACACAGCCAUUUGUGAGUGACUUUUUAUUCUUGCCUCUCGGAUUGGACAAGUCAGAGUAAAUUUUAUUUGACCCUCUUACUUGUUAGAAUUGUGACUUUUUUUUAUCAUGCUCAGUCUGUGAGUUGAGUCAUUCCUUUAAAAAGAUCAGACUGCUGGGCUGUUUCUAAUCUUAAAACUGUUCAUGUUGAGACUUCCUACCCUGUUCUUUUUAAAACUUGGUUCAAUGACUCAUCAGUUUCUAUUUGCUUUCCCAAAUAAAAUAAAAAUAAAAAACACUGACUUACAUGGUAAGCUCACAAGUUGAGAUGUUUUCUCCACUCAGCAUGGAAUGUUAAGACAUUAAAGAAAAAGUUCCAUC